Peniophora sp. CBMAI 1063 is the source of this 669-nucleotide messenger RNA. The record is from the annotation of a GenBank genome assembly. NCBI's taxonomy places the organism in Eukaryota, Fungi, Basidiomycota, Agaricomycetes, Russulales, Peniophoraceae.
AUGAACCACUACCAGAAUGCCUACGUGAACUAUACGGACGAGUAUUUCAAGUUACUACCCAAGCCGCAGGUCCUAUAUCCUGAGAGCAGCAACGGCGCGGAGAAAGGACCGUCUUAUAUUCUCUGUCCUUGUCCGACAUGGUUGGACGAUGCUCCGAUCAUUGCAGUCUCCGGCAGGUCUAGCAUCAUAUGGCAAAUUAUGGAUCAGGGGUUUUUCACGGUCUAUCUCUACAUCCACAGGAAGAAGACCCUCGGUUCCAAGCGCCCGUCACAAGAAGUCUGGGCAUGUGAUCAACUGCAACGCUUCUGCCCCAAGGCUGUCGCUUCUAUCGAGGGAUUCUAUCGUACUGGGCAUCUUCGAGCACAAGAGCUCAUCGCCCAGGACAUAAACGUGUUGGCAAUCGAUCUGACCAACAGCUUUAAAGCAGACUGGUCCCAAAUUCAAGGCGCGCGGCUUGACGGGCUUGAAGGCGCCAUCGAAGCUCAUAAGCGCAUGUUAACCAUCCUUUCUAACUGGGCGGCAUCCGAGCACGUAUGGGUAGACGUUAAACUGACUGCCAACGUCGCGGCUCAGGGUCUGCGCGACCGCGCGAAGUGGUAUCGGGCUGCCUACGAGACUGUUCAAGUGGCUACCAAGCAUUUGAAGGAUCUACAACUACGGGCCUCGUAG